Struthio camelus australis is the source of this 1109-nucleotide messenger RNA. NCBI's taxonomy places the organism in Eukaryota, Metazoa, Chordata, Aves, Struthioniformes, Struthionidae. The record is from RefSeq and is a predicted model, not a curated record.
AUGGGCAGAAAGCAACCUCAUGAAGUUCAACAAAGGGAAAUGCAAAGUUCUCCCCUUCUGAGGGGGAAUAAUCUUAUGCACAAGCACAGGCUGGGGGUCAACCAGGUGGAGAGUAGCUUUGCAGAAAAGGACCUGCGAAUCCUUGUGGACAACAAGUUAACCAGGAGCCAGCAACAUGCCCUUGUGCAAAGACAGCCAAUGGCGCUUGGAAAAGGCUUUACGAGGGGGGUUUUGCUGUCAACAGGGUCCUUUCUGGUUUAUGAAACUUACAGGCUGAUUUCUCGCUCUGCUGAGGUUCAUGCAAGCUUCAAAGUAGAAGAAGUUAUAGAGCAAGCAGAUUACCUGUAUGGGAGUGGAGAAACUGAAAAACUCUAUCGGUUGCUGGUUCAACAUAAAAAUAGCGAGGAUGCAGAGCUGUUGUGGCGGCUGGCACGGGCAUCACGUGAUCUAGCUCAGCUUAGUAGUACUUCUACAGAGGAAAAAAAGCAACUGGUUUAUGAAGCCCUUGAGUAUGCAAAAAAGGCACUUGAAAAAAACGAAUCCAACUUUGCAGCACACAAGUGGUAUGCAAUUUGUAUCAGUGAUGUUGGAGAUUAUGAAGGAAUCAAGGCUAAAAUUGCAAACGCCUUUGUUAUCAAAGAGCAUUUCCAGAAAGCCAUUGAACUGAAUCCAAAAGAUGCUACAUCAAUUCAUCUUAUGGGCAUUUGGUGUUACUCCUUUGCUGAAAUGCCAUGGUACCAAAGGAAAAUAGCUGCAAUGCUAUUUGCAACACCUCCAACAUCCACAUAUAAAGAGGCUCUUCGUUAUUUCCACAUGGCAGAAGAAGCUGAUCCCAAUUUCUACAGCAAAAAUUUGCUCUUUUUGGGAAAGACAUACCUGAAGUUAAACAACAAAAAGAUGGCUCUCUUGUGGUUAAGCAAAGCCAAAGACUAUCCUGCGCAUACAGAGGAGGACAAACAGGUACAGAAAGAAGCUUUGGAGCUGCUUAAUUCUAUAUAACAAGAAGCAAGAUAUUGGGAAUACAGUACCUCAGAUGUGACCAGCAUAGGGAGAAAACCCACUACUUCUGUUUGUAGAAUUCCUUUAUUAAAAAUACAGCCUAAACUUCC